GCUGUGAUGUGAGGGACUAAUACUGGAAACCCCAAAUCCAAACUACAAAUCCUACUCCCAGGCGACAACCGAUAUACUCAGAAUCCCAACCCUCUCUCAUGGCCUUUCGCUCCGUCUUCGACGCCGGAGCACUCCGCUCUGAGUUCGAAGCCUCUGGAAUCAGCACCCGUUUCAUUCCGAUCAUCUGGAAGCACGUUUUCCAGAACCCUAGAUGCCAGCUAGACGAGGUGCCGUCACUGCCGGCGGCUGCUUACGCCGUUCUCCGCUCCAAGUUCAAACCGAUGACGUCAUCUCUCUCCUCAGCCGUCGAUGCCAAGGAUGGGGUCACCACUAAGCUUCUGAUUCAUCUUCAGAAUGGUUCUUCUGUGGAAGCUGUAAUUAUGAGGUAUGAUACAACACUGGGAAAGUAUGAUGGGAAACCUCGUCCUGGGGGUUUGAGGUCAACCUUAUGUGUGUCAUCCCAGGUGGGUUGCAAAAUGGGUUGUAAAUUCUGCGCUACUGGAACUAUGGGUUUUAAGAAUAAUUUGUCAUCUGGUGAAAUUGUUGAGCAGCUGGUUCAUGCAUCUCGUAUUUCACACAUACGCAAUGUUGUUUUCAUGGGAAUGGGGGAGCCAUUGAACAACUAUAAUGCUUUAGUGGAAGCUGUACAGAUUAUUACUGGACACCCUUUCCAGCUUUCACCUAAAAGGAUUACUGUAUCAACUGUUGGGAUCAUUCAUGCCAUCAAUAAGAUCCAUAACGACCUUCCAAAUGUGAAUUUAGCUAUAUCAUUGCACGCACCAGAUCAAGAAAUCCGUUGUCAAAUAAUGCCUGCAGCACGAGCUUUUCCUCUUGUAAAACUCAUGGAUGCAUUGAAACUCUAUCAGAACGACAGUCAGCAGAAAAUUUUUGUUGAGUACAUCAUGCUUGAUGGGGUGAAUGAUCAGGAGGAGCAUGCACACCAGCUCGGCAAGCUACUAGAGACGUUCAAAGUGGUUGUGAACUUGAUACCCUUCAAUCCCAUUGCUUCAAGUUCUUUCCAAACUAGCACAAAACAGAACGUGACCAAAUUUCAGAAAGUCCUUAGGGGUCUUUAUAAUAUCCGAACUACAGUUCGUAAGCAGAUGGGCGACGAUAUAAGUGGUGCUUGUGGUCAGUUGGUAGUUUCUCUCUCACAACAGAGAUCCGUGGGUGGUGCAAGUCUUCUGACUGAUAUUGAAGACCUUUGAAUUUGAUUUUAGUAGACCAGCAAAUACACUUGCUUUUGUAAGUAGUCACGGAGCUCUAGUUUGUCGCCCAGUAUUAUGAAUAUAUGCAAUUUGCAGCAUCUCAGAUAGGCAUUAUUUGCUAUUCUUAGCAUGCGACGUUCCACAUGCUAUCUUACUAGUUCUUUUGCUAGGCUGGAGGUGGAAAUUUUGGAGUGUGCAAGAUAAAUGAAGAAAAUUCUGUGUAUGUUAAUGAUUGUGUUAGUCAGAGUUGUAAUAUUUGUUCAUAUAUUUGAAACAAAGUUAUAGUUUCAGAAGUUAGAUCAUUAAUGUUCAUGUGAUACAGAAUCUGUCAGAAGACUCACUUGUUCGUUUUUUACUUUUUUUGGUUUCUUGAA
Asparagus officinalis (garden asparagus) is the source of this 1582-nucleotide messenger RNA. RefSeq names its product dual-specificity RNA methyltransferase RlmN. The record is from RefSeq and is a predicted model, not a curated record. Gene Ontology annotation, biological process: rRNA base methylation; tRNA methylation. Gene Ontology annotation, molecular function: iron-sulfur cluster binding; RNA methyltransferase activity. Lineage: Eukaryota; Viridiplantae; Streptophyta; Magnoliopsida; Asparagales; Asparagaceae. The transcript is spliced from 8 exons. The coding region runs from base 99 to 1208 and encodes 369 amino acids.